AUGAUAUUCGUUUUAGCGAUACUCAAGGUAUUCUGUGCCCUCUCUGCAUGUGCAACUGUCCCACUUCUGUGGAAGUACUUUUGGGCAUCCAAGCGGCCUAAAGAUUUCCCUGCUGGCCCCCCUAUUUUGCCCUUUAUUGGAAACCUUCACCAACUACCGCCGGCCAAACCGUUCCUCAAGUUCCAUGAAUGGUCUCAAACAUACGGCUCGAUUGUUGGAAUCAAACUGGGUCCCCAGAAUGUCGUUGUUCUCAACAGCUGGAAACAUGUCAAGGAUCGCCCUGACAAUCAUGUCGGGAAUGAUCACAUUUGCCCUAAUCAAACUCACAUUCUCUUGGUACCAUAUGGGCCAGGGUGGCGGUUGCUUCGCAAAACAGUACAGGCCCUUCUCAAUGUGAAAGCCGUCGAUGAUAUGUUUCCAAUCCAGAACGCAGAAGCGACACAAACGAUGUGCCAGAUUCUCCAGAACCCCAAUGGAUACUACGACUACAUCCGACGAUAUUCCACUGCCGUGGUCUUGUCUUCUGUUUUCGGACAACGUGGAGCUGAAUUUGAGUCCCCAAAGGUUCGAGCGCUUUACCAUGUGCAAGAACGGUUUACUCGUAUCUUAGAGCCGGGCGCUACACCACCAGUUGAUGCGUUCCCUUGGCUGCGAUAUCUUCCGCGAAUCUUUGCUAGUUGGAAAACCGAGGCAGAGAGUAUUCGGGCUGAGCAACGUGCGUUAUAUUUUGGUUUGUUGGAAGAGACCAAAACUCGGAUUGCAAAAGGGGCUACCACCGACUCUUUCAUGGAGCGAGUCCUGCAGGAUCAGCAAAAAACGGGAUUAGAUGACGAGCAUGUUGCUUAUCUUGGAGGAAUCUUGAUGGAAGCUGGAUCUGAUACUACUUCAUCGACUCUACUGUCUUAUUUGCUGGGUGUGAUCAGCAACCCAAGCGCACUUAUAAAAGCCCAGGAGGAAUUAGACAGCAUCUGCGGGAUUGAGCGUUCGCCGAACAUGAAUGACCUGGAUAAGUUACCAUAUCUCAGAGCGUGCAUGAACGAGACAGUACGAUGGCGACCUGUUGCCCCUGGUGGUAUCCCGCAUAUGCUCAUACAAGACGAUUAUUAUGAAGGAUACUAUUUGCCCACAGGAACAAUCGUCUUCGCAAACGCGUGGUCAAUCCACCGAGAGAAAGAAGUGUACGAUGCAGGUGAUAAAUUUAUCCCGGAACGUUUCUUGAACAACAAGUUUGGCUCGCUUGAAGAUGAAGAGGAGGCAAAUGAUCAUCGCAGAACUACAUAUAGCUUCGGCGCAGGGCGUAGGGUAUGCGCCGGCCAGCGACUAGCAGAGAACUCACUUAUGCUCAAUAUGGCCAAGAUUACUUGGGGUUUUAACAUCUCCGCAAAUAAUUUGGAGAUCGACUGGGAUGUGAAGACAGCAUACACAGAUGGUUUCGUCUUCUCUCCCCAAAGGUUCCCGGUGAAUAUAACCGCACGGACUGAAAAGCAUCGAAAAGUGUUUGAGGAUGAACUUCAGGCCCAGCAAAGUAUUUUUGCGAGGUACGAAGAUUGA
Molecule: messenger RNA, 1551 nt
Organism: Penicillium angulare
Lineage: Eukaryota; Fungi; Ascomycota; Eurotiomycetes; Eurotiales; Aspergillaceae
Product: cytochrome P450
Exons: 6
Coding region: 1-1551 (516 amino acids)
Molecular function (GO): heme binding; monooxygenase activity; iron ion binding
Source: RefSeq, a predicted model, not a curated record